CCGUUAUGCCUAAAGACAAUUUCGCUCUUGCCAGAAUUCUUCCUGCUGUUAUUGACAUUCGAUCAUACGGUCCGAGAGAAACCAUCUUUCUGGUUGUGUUAAUUAAAAUAUUCAGAACUUAAAUAGGUUGCAGUUAUAAAUUAUUCUUUUUACGGUGUACAUAUUUUUAUAUUAUAGAUUAUGAGGACCAGAGCCGUCAACCAUCGUCCAAAGAUAUCGCACACAAUUAGAACGGUAGACUUGUAUAUACCAGGACAGAACAAACUCGCAAAAGUUCUAGAAGAUGGAUUGAAGAAAAAUUUUGCAGAUGUUAGCAUUGAAUGGGUGAAUUGUCCAGACUUGACUCAGGAACCAUUCAACCUUGCCGCACCAGGAUUAUGUGGUCACACGUCACUUGUAUAUGUCGGUGAUUCGGAAUAUUCGGAAUGUGUGGAUCCCGAGAAUCUAGAUCCGAGAAUGGCGAAAACAUACUACAUAAAAGAUAUUUUAAAACUACUCGGUCGUGACAAAUGUAACUCCUUUAUUUUCGGUGAUGGUAUGGUUCAACGACCAUCAAAUAGGCGUUUAGACGAACUUGUUAUGAACGCGUCGUUUUGGUCAGCAGACAAAGGGAUAACGCGAAUCAGAAAUAAAAGUUGCGUCAUAUUUGCAAAUCCAGAAACAAAAGAAUGUAACUUGGAAAUGUUAAGUGGCUUUGAGCCCAAAUGCACUAUACAUGGAACUUUCUUUCUCAGCGAAGGUUUAAGAGCGGAUGUUUUGAAAGUGCACGUUAAGAAAUAUCUCGGCCCAUAUUCAUUUAUACAGUCGAUGCGGUUUGCACUUCAAGAAUAUUUUGGAGAACAAGAACUACUUGUCGGUAUGGCUGGUGUAUCCGUGAGUAAUGCAAAAUACAAGCAUGAACGCAAACCAAAUUAUUCGGAACAUUCACGGAUUGGUGAUACUUCUCAUUUAUGUAAUAUAGAUAUAUCUACAGUAAUUAGCACGUUUAACAGCAGCCUCUUCAGACAUAUUCCAGAAUUUCCGAUUAGAAUAGCAUUGAAUUCUACUGAAAAUGCCCAUUUUUUAUGUCAUUUGAAUACACCCGAACGCCCAUUUCCAUAUGAUGCUACGGUAAACGACAUAGAAUUUAUGGGAUACUUUUUCCUUGCAGGACAGCUCUAUCGUGUGGUAUUAAUAACAGUUUUAGAAAAUGGAUUGAAACAACAUUUUAUGAACGUUAAGGUCGAAUGGGUUAAUUGUCUUAAUCUGUCUCAGGAACCAUUCAAUCUUGCCGCACCAGGAAUAUGUGGUCAAACGACAUUUAUAGAACUCGGUGAUUUUUCAUACAUGCAAUUAAAAGUGGAGAAAAAAUACAACAUCAAAGACAUUUUAAGAUAUCUCGGUCGUAACUAUAGUAAUUCUUUCAUUUUCGGUAAUGGUGUUUCUCGACGUCCAUCAAAUGGAACUUUAGGCGAACUUGUUAUGAAUGCGUCAUUUUCACCUGAAAUCGACGGAGUAAUGGAAAUCAAAAAUAGAAGUAGCAUUGUAUUUCUGAACGUAAUAAAACACAAAUGUGACUUGGAAUUGUUAGCUGAUUUUGAGCCCACAUGUAAUAUACAGGGAAGUUUCUUUCUUUGCGAUGGUUUAAUUGGGCCUGUUUUACAAAUUCGAUGCGGCAAGUACUGCAAGAAACAUUUGGGUCUACUGGACAAUCUGUUGGCACCCACACACACAUAUACCACAAUAUAUGUAUAUGUAUGUGGAUGUGUUCGUGGAUCUGAUGCUUAUCAUAUCUAUUAUCCUUUUUUAAUAGGUCUUCAAUUUGAAUUAAAUAAAUUUUAUGUAGAGGCCAUAGUCGAAUGGGUGGAUUGUCCUGAUUUGACAAAGCAUCCCUUCUAUCUUGCUGCGCCAGGAUUAUGCGGUAACACGGCGCUUCUAGACGUUGGUAGUCCUUCAUAUUUAUUUCCUUAUCCGCAGUUGAAGAAAAUUUACGAUUUCAAAAGUUUUUUAACUGCCGUUGGUCGCUCCAACAGUGAUAACCUCAUUAUUGGAGCAAGUCUUCAUCAAUCGUUUACUGGGCAAUUAGGCGAGCUCAUUAUGAAUGCGACCUUCUCACCAUCAACCGAAGGAAUAAUGCAAAUUGACGAUAGAAGCCAUUUCAUAUAUCUGGUUGACCCAAACGUGUCCAAAACGUGUAGAAAUACAGAAUCGGAUAUAUUAUAUAAUUGCAAUAAUCCUAGAUGCAGUAUACAGGGCAAUUUCUUUAUCAGCGAAGGAAAACCGGGACGAGUUCUUAAAGUGAAGGCUAGGGAACGUCGUACACAUAUGGAAUUAACAGAAGUAAUACAGUAUACGCUUCAAAAGUAUUAUGGAGACAAAUCAACACUUGUCGGCUUGGGUGGUAUAUUUGUAGUGAACAAUGGAAUAGUGAAAGUUCACGUUAUGCCACAAUUUUUGGAAACUGACUUAACAAGUAAUAAAAUGGUUCAUGAUUGGCUUCAGUACCACGAGAUACCGACGCCUUUGGUUGCAGUUGGCACAAUCGUCAACAAAUCUUCUUUUCCUGUUCUGAUUCCAAGUACAGGAUUUCAAACAGAUUUAGAACUCACUGCAAAACAUUUUCACGCCUUUUCCUUAGAUGCAGAAAGAGGCGGACAUUAUUAUACAAAUAUAGAAUUUAACAACACUGCAGAAUAUUUAGGAUACUUUUGUCCAGCAAAAAUGCUGUAUCGUAUGGAUAAAGGAAAUAUAAACCCUCUGAUAUUACCAUUUUAGGAUUUAUUGUAUAAGCCUUAGAUGUUGCAAUGCUCCAAUCUUUUGUACUUAUUCUAAUUAUCGCAAUGUUAUUGAUAUAAUUUCAUUAUAAUUUCUCUAGUCUAUAUUUGUAAUUUUUUAAAAAUUUGUUUUAUCCCUUAUUUAGAUAUCUUAUGUAAUUUUCUAACUUUUUUUUUUCCAAUGUCUCAUCACCUUACAGCUUUAUCUCAAUCAUAAUUUACAUUCUUUCUUAGUAUAAAUUAAACUAUUUAUUGUUAUAUAUAUAUAUCAAAUUAUUUAAGCGACUAUUUAACAAGUACAUGAUUUCUAUAGUAAAACAAUUAUAUGAACAUAAAAAUAUUGUAGUAUAUCAUAAAUAUAUAUAUAUAUAUAAUCAUAAAAAUAGAUAUUAAAUAAUAAAUAGCUAUUACUAAACAUGUUUGUUGUACUGCUUUAAUCAGAAAAUUUUAUUUACAUUUUACAUAAUAUAAAGCAAAAAAAAACAAAGAAAAAAUUGAGUCUAUAGUUACUAUCUUAUCAAAAAGACUUUUGCUAUUCGAGAUAAAUUCAGUGGUAAAAAAUAAAGACUUUUAAAUGCUUCAAAAUUAAAUGUUGCAUCAGUUUCCUCUCGUGAUGAAUUAGUUAAUGAUAGUCAUAAAGCACUAUAAACUGUAUGCAAUGGAAAACUGGCUAGCAAUAAUAUAAUCUUUAUUGUGUUGCCCAAAAAUAAUUCUAUCAAUAAUAUUUCUUAGACAUUUUAAUUGCAGUGAUAAAAAUUUUAUAAUGAUUAAUUUAUUGUUGCAUACGAUUCUAUAAAUAAAUUUUAAAUUAUGGUUAUAAUAUCUGGUAAUAUAUAUGAAUGCGUCAAUAUCUCGGGGAAAAAUCUCGUUCUCACCAAAAUACUUUUACCAUGUGUCUAUAUAAAGAAUCUGAUAGUGUUGGAAAGAUUGUCAAAAUUUUAACAGGCUACGAUUAUAGAUCAUUUACUUUGUGGCGUAUAUUAUUAAUAUAAAUUCUGUUGUGUACACAUCGGUGAGUAAUAUAUUAGACAUUUAGGCGAGUCACCCGCUUCUCUCUUUAUAUCAUGUUCUUUUUGCAAUAUUUUAACAAGAUACUCUUCUAAAUUAUU
Molecule: messenger RNA, 3862 nt
Organism: Formica exsecta
Lineage: Eukaryota; Metazoa; Arthropoda; Insecta; Hymenoptera; Formicidae
Exons: 16
Coding region: 181-2754 (857 amino acids)
Cellular component (GO): nucleus
Molecular function (GO): hydrolase activity, acting on ester bonds; zinc ion binding
Source: RefSeq, a predicted model, not a curated record